ACAAGAAGGCCAGAGGAAAAAAAAAGAUGGCGCUGCCCAUGUUAAGAGGUUGUUCCAGGUUGCCGUCAACAUUUAGCUUUACUCGUCUGUUUUUAAAUGAAAGUGUCAUCCUUAACCGGUCCGGUAAAACGCCGCUACGUCCUUCAUCACCUGCCGCUGUGGUAGCAGCAGCGGUCCGCCUUUACAGCUCCGACCAGGGCGGACAGAACCAGAACCAGAACCAGAAGGUGGUGGUUGUUGGCAUCCCGAACCCUUUCAUCUGGUUUCGCACCCGAAUAUACUACUUUCUGAUAAAGGCUUACUUUGAUAAAGAGUUCAGCAUUGAAGAGUUCACGGAGGGCGCGAAGCAGGCCUUCUCCCAUGUUUCCAGACUGUUGUCACAGUGUCAGUUUGAAGCUUUGGAAGGGCUCGUGGCCAAAGACUUGAUUGGAAAGCUCGAGGAAAAGUGCAACAUGCUGCCAUCGAGCCACAAGAAAGCGCUCUCUGCAGAUCCUGAAGAGAUCAUGUACACGACCCCGGGAGACGUGGGAAUCUACUAUGAUGAUAAUGGGAGAAAGUUUGUCAGUAUUCUGAUGCGUUUCUGGUAUCUGACAAGCGCCCGUCUUCCUAACGACACCAUGGAGGGAACCCGUGUCUUUCAGGUGGCCGUUGGUGGAGAGAGAGAAACAGAAACUAAGAGACUGCUAACUGCAAAUUAUGAAUUUCAAAGGGAGUUUACUAAGGGAGUCCCUCCAGACUGGACCAUUACAAGGAUAGAACAUUCCAAGCUUUUGGAUUAAGGUCGUUUUGAACUGGUCAAAGACAUGAAAUUCUCCUCAGUAUUUGCUUUCAUUAAAUUGAGUAAAAAACAAAAACAAAAAACAGCAAUCCACAAGUCAAUCCACAGAGGGAAAACAAGACCCAUCACCUCUCUGGGAAGUCAGAGGGAAGCACCAGGACAAACUUGGAUUCAUCCACUUAGUCACUGUAGAAAACACACAUGAGCCAAAAACAUCUGUUCUCAUCUAUACUGCCAAAACCGUCUGCAGUAUAACAAUAUUUCUUAUAGUUUUCUUUGCUAUCUCUGAUAUCUCCCCAAAAAUUGAUCAGAAUGUGACCAGGUUCGUGAACCCUUGCUCUGGAAGGUUUUGUACAUUCAGGACUGUGGCCAGAGGAAUCGAAUAUAUUUUUCAAAUAAUUUGUAGCCUAAUUGUAACUAUUAUGUAACAUCAUAUGGGUGGGGCUUGUGCAUAUGGGUGUGCUGUGCACCUGUUGUUAGAAACUUUCUGAUCAUGUUGUUUUAUUUUUGAAAAGACUGAUAAUAGUCUGAAACUGUAUUUCCAAGUAGAGAACUCCUGUUUCUCUAUGUAGGACUGUGUGUUAUAGAGAAGUUGCAAUUCAAUGUGCCAGAUUUGUUUCCACACUGAAAUAAUUUUUUUUCACACACUAUAUUUGACCUGUUGCAGACACCUGAAGUACAUGCUAUGUAUGUGUGUACAUGUGUUUGCAAUGGUUAAGGCAGUUUGAUGCAGCUGCAGCAGAACAUUGAUUGUUCUAUUAAAGAUUUGAGAAAUUAA
Micropterus salmoides (largemouth bass) is the source of this 1556-nucleotide messenger RNA. It is a transcript of the gene maip1, whose product is annotated as matrix AAA peptidase interacting protein 1. The transcript is spliced from 5 exons. Gene Ontology annotation, cellular component: mitochondrial inner membrane. Bases 27 to 779 code for a protein of 250 amino acids. Gene Ontology annotation, biological process: protein insertion into mitochondrial inner membrane from matrix; inner mitochondrial membrane organization. Lineage: Eukaryota; Metazoa; Chordata; Actinopteri; Centrarchiformes; Centrarchidae. The record is from RefSeq and is a predicted model, not a curated record. Gene Ontology annotation, molecular function: ribosome binding.